Castor canadensis (American beaver) is the source of this 2393-nucleotide messenger RNA. RefSeq names its product nitric oxide associated 1 (gene Noa1). NCBI's taxonomy places the organism in Eukaryota, Metazoa, Chordata, Mammalia, Rodentia, Castoridae. Gene Ontology annotation, molecular function: GTP binding. The record is from RefSeq and is a predicted model, not a curated record.
UCCCCAUGCUCCCCGCACGCCUCACUCGCAGGCUGCUGUGCUGCGUCCUACGGGGGCCUGCAUCCACCGUAGCGCGCCAUGGAGUGGAGCUGCUCCUGGAGCGGCGGUGCACGGCCGCCGCCUCUUUCCAGCGCCGCGGACUUCCUCACAACCCCACGGCCACCGGGGACUGCGAAGGAGGCAUGGACACGGAGGAAAGUUUUGUGUUCCCCGAGUACGUCCCGGAGCCAGAGCCCGCGCCCAGCCCGGAGGAGCAGCUGCAGGAGCUGCAGCAGCGGCAGCAGGAGGAGGAGCGACUGAGGCAGCAGCGGCGGGAGGAGAGGCUUCAGCAGAAGGUCCGGGCCGGCCGCCUGGCAGCCCCGGUGACGGAGCGCCCGGAUCCGCCAGUGCCGCCCAGCGGCCUGUUCUGCUCGGGCUGCGGGGCCGAGCUGCACUGCCAGGACCCGCGCGUGCCCGGCUACCUGCCCAACGAGAAGCUGCGGCGCGCGACGCAGGGAGAUGGCGGGCCUGCGCGGCCCGUGUGCCGGCGCUGCUGGCUGCUGGUGCACCAUCGACGCGCCCUGCGCCUGCAAGUGAGCCGCGAGCAGUACCUGCAGCUGGUGAGCACCGCGCUGCGGCGGCCAGGGCCCGCACUGGUUCUCUAUAUGAUGGACCUGCUCGACUUGCCGGACACCCUGCUGCCCGACGUGCCCGCGCUGGUGGGCCCCAAGCAGCUCAUCGUGCUGGGGAACAAAGUGGACCUGCUGCCCCAGGACGCGCCCGGCUACUUGCAGCGGCUCCGGGAACGACUCUGGAACGACUGUGUCCGUGCCGGGCUCCUGCUGGCUCCUGGCCACCAAGGGCCACAGCUUCCUGAAGGGGACAAGCCACUGGACGGAGAGGAGAAUUCGAAUCCGUCGGCCAGGUCGCGCACUGUGGUCAGGGACGUGCGGCUGAUCAGCGCCAAGACGGGCUAUGGAGUUGAAGAAUUGAUCUCUGCACUUCAGCGCUCCUGGCGCUACCGCGGCGACGUCUUUCUGGUCGGCGCCACGAACGCCGGCAAGUCCACUCUCUUUAACACACUUCUGGAGUCUGAUUACUGCACCGUCAAGGGCACCGAGGCCAUUGACAGGGCCACCAUCUCCCCUUGGCCAGGUACUACAUUAAACCUUCUGAAGUUUCCUAUUUGCAACCCAACCCCUUACAGAAUGUUUGAAAGACAAAAAAGACUUAAAAAAGAUGCAACUAAAGCUGAAGAAGAUCUUAGUGAGCAAGAACAAAAUCAAGUUCAUCACUUGAAAAAGCAUGGUUAUGUAGUAGGAAGAGUUGGAAGAACAUUCUUUUAUUCAAAAGAACAGAAGAAUGAAGCUACCUUUGACUUUGAUGCUGAUUCACUUGCCUUUGACAUGGGAAAUGAACCUGUUGUCGUGCACAAAUCCACCAAGCGAGUAGAACUGACGCCACAAGAUGUGAGAGAUGCCCACUGGUUUUAUGACACUCCUGGAAUUAUGAAAGAAAAUUGUAUUUUAAGUCUUCUAACAGAGAAAGAAGUAGAUAUUGUUUUGCCAAGACAUUCCAUUGUUCCAAGAACUUUUGUGCUUAAACCAGGAAUGGUUCUAUUUUUGGGUGCUAUAGGCCGCUUAGAUUUCCUGCAGGGAAAUCAGUCAGCUUGGUUUACAGUUGUGGCUGCCAACUUCCUCCCUGUGCACAUUACUUCCUUGGACAAGGCAGAUGCUGUGUAUCAGAAGCAUGCAGGUCAUGCAUUACUCCAGGUUCCAAUGGGUGGAGAAGAACGAAUGGCAGAAUUUCCUCCUCUUGUUGCUGAAGACAUUACAUUGAAAGAAGGACUUGGGGGCUCUGAAGCAGUAGCUGACAUCAAGUUUUCCUCUGCAGGUUGGGUUGCAGUAACACCUUAUUUUAAGGACAGACUUCAUCUCCGAGGCUAUACCCCUCAAGGAACAGUUCUGACAGUCCGACCCCCGCUGUUGCCAUAUAUCGUUAAUAUCAAAGGACAGCGCAUCAAGAGAAGUGUGGCCUAUAAAACCAAGAAGCCUCCUUCCCUCGUGUACAAUCUACAGAAGAAAAGCUGAUAAAUGUUUGACAUGGACCUGAUUCACAGUGGAUGUUAUCCAUGUUGAACAUGGCAAUAUAUGUUGAAAUUGAAGUAUUAAAUAUAGCCAUCUGUUAACUACAAUGAGCAUAACAAUAUAUGUUGAAAUUGUAUUAAAUAUAACCACAAUAGAGUCCGCCCCUGCUCCCACUCUUUUUAAAAAUCUUAACAUUUGACUUUUAAAACUAUUCAACAGUGCUGGUGGCUCAUGCCUGUACUCCCAGCUACUUGGGAAGCGAGAUUGGGGAUCAUGGUUUAUUGAGUAAGGCCAGCCCAGGUAAGUAGUUUGAGAGACCCCUCUCUC